Molecule: messenger RNA, 1080 nt
Organism: Punica granatum (pomegranate)
Lineage: Eukaryota; Viridiplantae; Streptophyta; Magnoliopsida; Myrtales; Lythraceae
Source: RefSeq, a predicted model, not a curated record
UAGCUUUUCUGUCCAGUAGUGGCAGUGAGACUCAUUUCGCCGCCGCCGUCGUUCUAAUCUCGUCCUCCUCGUCCUCCUCGUUCUCCUCCUCCUUUUUCCGGCAAUGGGUCGCGUUAUCCGGGCGCAGCGUAAGGGUGCGGGAUCCGUGUUCAAGUCCCACACCCACCACCGCAAGGGCCCCGCCCGUUUUCGCAGCCUCGACUUCGGCGAGCGCAAUGGCUACCUGAAGGGCGUCGUCACCGAGAUCAUCCAUGACCCCGGUCGUGGGGCCCCUCUGGCCCGUGUCUCCUUCCGCCACCCCUUCCGUUACAAGAAGCAAAAGGAGCUCUUCGUCGCGGCCGAGGGUAUGUACACCGGUCAGUUUGUCUACUGCGGGAAGAAGGCCACCCUCGUCGUCGGCAACGUACUGCCCCUCCGGUCCAUCCCUGAGGGAGCUGUCGUCUGCAACGUCGAGCACCACGUCGGGGAUCGCGGGGUCCUUGCUCGCGCCUCCGGCGAUUACGCCAUUGUCAUCAGCCACAACCCUGACAAUGACACCACUAGGAUCAAGCUUCCAUCUGGGUCCAAGAAGAUCGUGCCGAGCGGGUGCAGGGCAAUGAUUGGGCAAGUUGCUGGAGGGGGUAGGACUGAGAAACCGCUCUUGAAGGCAGGUAAUGCCUACCACAAGUUCCAAGUGAAGAGGAAUUGCUGGCCAAAGGUCCGUGGUGUGGCCAUGAACCCCGUUGAGCAUCCCCAUGGAGGUGGUAACCACCAACACAUUGGCCAUGCCAGCACUGUCAGGCGUGACGCGCCGCCCGGGCAGAAGGUCGGUCUCAUUGCUGCUCGCAGGACUGGUCGGCUCCGUGGACAGGCUGCUGCCACUGCUUCUAAAGCCGACAAGGCUUGAGAGAUCCUGCAGUUUAUUUGUGUUUUUCUGUUACUUUAAUUUGAUUUCACGGUACUUGACCUUAGAGUAUGAAAUUGUAGCUUAUGGCAACUCGCUGUGUUAGAAAUUUUGCAUCCCGAGUUUGAAGGUUCAAAUGGCAUUUGGAAUAUGGAAUGACACAGUGGCAUAUUGGUCUGGUUCUUCUCCUUUGCUGA